AUGGACGGGAAGAAGAUAUUGGUUUUGUUGCUUUUUAUCUACAUAUCAUACACUUUUAUUGUGAAGUUUGGCAAAGAACAAUUCGACGAUUUGCUUUUAACUUUGAAGAAAUAUCCACAUGUCGAGUGUCCGAAAGGUUACAUGUUAUAUAAAAUUUACGCGGAAAACAUUACUCAUUACAUUCAAACACAACAGGAUUUUUCUGAAAAACGAACACAGGAUGUGAAAUUUAGACGAUGUGAACAGGAAUAUCUCAAAGAUAACAUUACUUGUGAUGGUAAUUCUGACGGAACGGCACAGUCAUCAUGCAUCGUGUCGUAUCCUGGUGACGCAGAUGUUUUACACGAGGCAUGCAUAAGCACCGAGAAUCGUUACAAAUCAGAUGCUCUGGAUUACAUACCAGAUAAAAACGAUUCUAGGCAAUCUGUUUUUAGCAGGCUGUUGGCUUACUUCACGGAAGUAGUAUACGGUUCCAUCCCCGAGAAAACUGAUGUAGGAGAGAGGGAGGCAGACAUAAAAGACUAUUCCCUGCUUCAGGGAAUAUUUCCGGGAACUCGCUGGUGUGGUUUUGGUAACAUCGCCGACGAUGUAUUCACCAACUUAGGAGAACAUCAACACACAGACUCGUGCUGUCGCUCACACGACCUCUGUGAACCAAAGAUCCGGGCUCUACAGAAAAGGUAUUAUUACAACAAUCAAGGGAUCAUCCCUAUCAGUCACUGUAGCUGUGACCGUGAUUUCUACAACUGCCUCAAGGGAGUUAACUCUCCGGUGUCCAACAAGAUCGGCAGAAUAUUCUUCAACAUAGCAAAGAUUAAAUGUUUCGAUUUUGCUGUCAGUGAUGUUUGCACAUUGGAGUUGAUGGGCGUAUGCCUUAUAUAUGGUCAGAAAUGUGCUGCAGCGCUGAAACAAAGUCCAGUCUACUGA
Molecule: messenger RNA, 927 nt
Organism: Ylistrum balloti
Lineage: Eukaryota; Metazoa; Mollusca; Bivalvia; Pectinida; Pectinidae
Exons: 3
Coding region: 1-927 (308 amino acids)
Biological process (GO): phospholipid metabolic process; arachidonate secretion
Molecular function (GO): A2-type glycerophospholipase activity
Source: RefSeq, a predicted model, not a curated record